AUUAUGUGUUAUUUUGUAAAAGCAAUCUAAGAGUGUUUUGAAAUCAUGUCUCUAGUUGGAAAGUUAGUGAGCGAAUUUGAGAUCAAUGCUCCUGCAGAAAAAUAUUACAAAAUGUUCAAAGAUCAAUGUUUCCAUAUCCCCAAUAUCACCUCAAAUCACAUCAAACAAGUUGAAGUUCAUGAAGGCGAUUGGGACAGCCAUUGCCAUGGCUCUAUCAAGAUUUGGAAUUACGUUAUGGAUGGCAAGGUUGAGUCUUUCAAAGAGCGAGUGGAAUUUGAUGACGAGAAACUAGCAGUAACUCUGACCGGAUUGGAAGGAGAUGUAUUCGAGCGUUACAAAGCCUUCAAGGGAACAUAUCAAGUUGUGCCAAAGGGGGCAAGUCAUAGCUUGGCAAUUCAUACAUUGGAAUAUGAAAAACUCGAUGAUAGCACUCCGUAUCCUUACAAGUAUCUUGAUCUCAUGAAUUGCCUCACUAAGGACAUCGAAUCUCACCUUAAAUGAUAAGCUUUUGUAUCUCAAUAUAAGCUUCAUCGAUCACUCUCUCAUAUGUGUUGAGUUUCUGUAUCUUUAUUUGUUCUCUUGUACUCCUUUAAACUUUUUAUCAAAUAUGUGUGAAAAGUAAAUAAGGGUAAACUGAUGAAGCUUGAUCGUUAUGUUUUCAUAAAUAUAUUAUAUGUUUUAUUGGGAUA
This is a messenger RNA of Momordica charantia (bitter melon), 689 nucleotides long. Its product is annotated as MLP-like protein 328. The record is from RefSeq and is a predicted model, not a curated record. Gene Ontology annotation, biological process: defense response. NCBI's taxonomy places the organism in Eukaryota, Viridiplantae, Streptophyta, Magnoliopsida, Cucurbitales, Cucurbitaceae.